This is a messenger RNA of Recurvomyces mirabilis, 687 nucleotides long. RefSeq lists its product as uncharacterized. Gene Ontology annotation, molecular function: sulfur dioxygenase activity. NCBI's taxonomy places the organism in Eukaryota, Fungi, Ascomycota, Dothideomycetes, Mycosphaerellales, Teratosphaeriaceae. The coding region runs from base 1 to 687 and encodes 228 amino acids. The record is from RefSeq and is a predicted model, not a curated record. The transcript has a single exon. Gene Ontology annotation, biological process: glutathione metabolic process; hydrogen sulfide metabolic process.
AUGGGCAAAGAGGACUUACCCCUGAGCUCAGCCGACUUUAGCAAGAAUCUUGUCUCGAAGCUCGACUCCAUCGCCGGUCCUUCGGAGCCAGAAGUCUACGGCAUAUUCGAACCCUCGACAGGGAGAUGGCAAUACAUCGUUGCAUGCACCGUGACAAAGAAGGCACUCAUUAUCGACCCGGUCCUCGACAAGACUAAGCUUGGCGACGGGUUGGGCACUCUGGGUGCUGACAACGUCAUGGCCGUCGUGCUGCAGAACGGCUACCUAGUCGAGCGCAUCGUCGAGACUCACAUCCAUCCUGAUCAACCAUCAGCAGCAUGGUACCUCCGCACACAGCUUCGGGAUGCUGGUCAAGACCCCCGAAUCAGCAUCGGCAAGAGUGCUGCAAGCAUACGUCGACUCAUGGAGCGCAAGUAUAUUAUGCGAGAGCCUGGCUUCACUGGAGCCUUCGACGGCGAGUACAAUGACGGAGACUGUUUGUGGGUUGGAGACCUGCGUGUGCUCUGUCUGAAAUUGCCCGGUCACUCGGUGGAGCAGGUCCGCUUUCUCAUUGGCGGGAACGUCUUCGCUGGCGGCGCCAUACCAAAUAUUGACUAUUCAGGACCUCCUUCCGCUCGCCAUCUUCCCUCGGCUGACAGCGCCGCUUCAUCAGCUUGUCGGCUACUCACGAUGCCGCGGGACUAUUGA